GACAAGACCUACACUUGUCUGAAACAUGGAUUCCCCUUCUGUAAAAACGGUCUCCGAGUGCUUUGUGAAGCCCGAAUCCAUGCCGGAAGACUCGAAACAGGCUUAUCACCUGUCCCAUUUCGACCUCGCGAUGAUUUCGGUGCAAUAUAUCCAAAAGGGUCACUUGUUUCGAAAGCCAAAAGAGGCGCACAACGAAACAGAGUUCAUGAACACUCUUCUGCAGAAGCUUAGAGACUCUCUUUCCAUUGCUCUCGUCCAUUUCUAUCCUCUCGCCGGCCGUCUCGUGACCUCGAAGGCGGAAAAUCCGAAGUGCUAUUCGAUUUUCGUCGAUUGUAACGACAGCCCGGGUGCUAGAUUCAUCCACGCAACAACGGGUUUGUCCGUUUCUGACAUUCUUGGAUCAAAGUAUGUUCCUUUGGUCGUUCAGUCUUUCUUCGAUCAUCACAAAGCCGUCAAUCACGAUGGCCAUGAGCAGAGUCUUUUAUCGGUCAAGGUGACAGAAUUGGUGGAUGGAAUAUUCAUUGGAUUGUCUAUGAAUCACGCAAUGGGCGACGGAAGCUCGUUCUGGAGUUUCUUCAGCUCGUGGUCUGAGAUAUUCCGAGCGCAAGAAAGCGACAAGAACGGCGGUUUCCGUAUCACGAACCCUCCCGCGUUACGACGUUGGUUCCCGGAGGGGCGCGGUCCUAUUCUCGGUCUCCCGUUCAAUCAUCCCGACGAAUUCAUCAGAAGAUACGAAUCUCCGGUCCUGAAGGAAAGGAUGUUUCAUUUCUCGUCAGAAACAAUCAGAAGGCUGAAAUCACAAGCAAACCAAGAAUGCGGAACGACAAUGAUUUCGUCGUUCCAAUCGUUAACCGCGUUUAUGUGGAGAUCGGUAACGAGGGCACGAAGGUUACCCCUUGAUCAAGAGACGAGUUGCAGAGUCGCUGCGAACAAUAGAUCGAGAAUGAAGCCACCCUUGUCGGGAAACUACUUUGGAAACUGCAUUUCGGCUGUAAGAACGUCAUCAAAAGCCGGGGAUCUGUUAGAGAACGGCCUCGGAGGGGCGGCGUUGAAAGUGCAUAGAGCGGUGGUCGGACACACGAGCGAAAAGAUUGAUGAAACGAUCGAUCAUUGGUUUAAAUCUCCGUACGUUUAUCACAUAGACCGGCUUUUCGAGCCGCUUAGUAUCAUGAUGGGAAGCUCACCGAGGUUCGACAAGUACGGAUGCGAGUUCGGGAUGGGAAAGGCGGUAACACUUCGAAGCGGUUACUCUCAUAAAUUCGACGGGAAAGUGUCGGCUUAUCCGGGAAGGGAAGGAGGCGGAAGCAUAGAUUUAGAGGUGUGUCUUGUUCCAGAGUUUAUGGAAGCUUUGGAAUCAGACCAAGGUUUCAUGUCUCUUGUCUCUUCUUGACCCAAUGUUUGUAUCUUAGGUUUUUUUCAUAUGCAGAUUCUUCCGAGGCA
Messenger RNA from Tarenaya hassleriana, 1440 nucleotides. RefSeq lists its product as uncharacterized. Lineage: Eukaryota; Viridiplantae; Streptophyta; Magnoliopsida; Brassicales; Cleomaceae. The record is from RefSeq and is a predicted model, not a curated record. Bases 26 to 1390 code for a protein of 454 amino acids. The transcript is spliced from 2 exons.